This is a messenger RNA of Frankliniella occidentalis (western flower thrips), 665 nucleotides long. RefSeq lists its product as uncharacterized. The coding region runs from base 115 to 564 and encodes 149 amino acids. The record is from RefSeq and is a predicted model, not a curated record. The transcript has 7 exons. Gene Ontology annotation, molecular function: odorant binding. Lineage: Eukaryota; Metazoa; Arthropoda; Insecta; Thysanoptera; Thripidae.
UCGUGUGCCCAGCUAACGUGACGCGCUGGCGCUAUAAAGGGCAUAGGCGUGGAGACGCACGCCGCAGUCCAGUCGACACCGUCACCGUCGACAUCAGCUCCGCCAACAACAACCAUGCCCAGCACCACCACCGUCCUGGUCGCGGCCGCGCUCCUCGGCCUGGCCCUGUCCGCCCCAAUGUCGUCAGAGGAAUCUGAAGAAUCAGUUUUGCCACCAGAGGAGAUUAAGAUGAACCACGAUGCCUGUGUGAAAGAGCUGGGCCUCACAGAGGCCGACAGGAAAGAUCCUAAGACUAAAGACAAGAUCCUCGCCUGCAUGUUCAAAAAGGAUGGCACUAUGACGGAUGACGGCCAGUUCUCAGUCGAAGGAACAAUCGCAAAUGCAGUUAAAGUGCUGAAGGCGAGCCCAGAAAAGCUUGCUCUUAUUAAAGAGAUGGCUGCGGAAUGUAAAAAGACACUUGCUGACGUUAAGGCUCCCGAAGACGUGUUGGCCGGGAGGAUUCAGCGCUGCUUCCACGAAUAUGCAAAGGCGCACAAGUCGGCUGUGACCAAGACUCCGGCUUAAAAGCGCCCGACUACAGACGCGUGGCACUUGAAGAAGAUCGGUACAUUCGUAUGUCUUACAAAUCAAUAAUGCGUCAAUAAAAGAGUGCUUUUAAUUGGAAA